CGAACAGUGGCUAUACACCCUCUAAACCAACAGAGAGACCCCCUUUAGACUAGCUUUCAUGCCUCGCUCGGAGACAUCCUUGGAUUCAGCCUCUGACUUGUCUUAUGAGUCAGAUGAGGACUAUCGGCUCGCCCAGCAAGAGUGGGAGGAGAGCAUGCAAGAACUGCAGCAACUCGCCCUCGUUCUGCUUUUGCCUUGGGUGGGCAAGUUUUUAGGAAGAAAAACCAGUUACUGGCUGUACGACCGCUACAAGCGGGUCGGUUUGGGGAGGACGUUCUUCCUCGGUGACGCAUCCCACUAUUUCAUCAUGAACAUCAUUCAGAGGCACUCGAUGACCAAGUCAUAAAUAUACAUUAGUUUUCCAAUGACCCACGCAGUAUCAUCUGUCGCUUGAGGUCUCGCACCAACUCAUCUGCAACGUCCCACGCCUCCCUGCUGAUAAGCCCUCGUAAUAGCACAUACCACGUAUCGUAGCUCAAUGAAACUUUCUUCUUCACCAUCUCCUUGUAAUACCCCA
Pisolithus orientalis is the source of this 517-nucleotide messenger RNA. RefSeq lists its product as uncharacterized. Bases 59 to 346 code for a protein of 95 amino acids. The record is from RefSeq and is a predicted model, not a curated record. Gene Ontology annotation, cellular component: mitochondrial outer membrane. Lineage: Eukaryota; Fungi; Basidiomycota; Agaricomycetes; Boletales; Pisolithaceae. Gene Ontology annotation, biological process: mitochondrial outer membrane translocase complex assembly; protein insertion into mitochondrial outer membrane. The transcript is spliced from 4 exons.